This is a messenger RNA of Portunus trituberculatus (swimming crab), 372 nucleotides long. RefSeq names its product KRAB-A domain-containing protein 2-like. Lineage: Eukaryota; Metazoa; Arthropoda; Malacostraca; Decapoda; Portunidae. Gene Ontology annotation, molecular function: nucleic acid binding. The record is from RefSeq and is a predicted model, not a curated record. The transcript is spliced from 2 exons. Bases 1 to 372 code for a protein of 123 amino acids.
AUGCUUAACGAACUAUCCAAAAAGUACUCUAACUUAACAACAUGGGCUGUGGAGACGUACAAAUCAUUCUGCCUUGUGUGCCAACGUAAGGCCAAGAAACAAGUUGCAACUGGUGUGGUUGUGAAACCCAUUGAUCAUCUCAACAAGUUCUGUGUGCGCCGUGCUAUUUCUUCUAAGAGAGCAGUAGAAGUUGCUUAUCACCUGAUAGACAUAUUAUUGCUGCUCGGAGCACUGGUCAUAUUUCAAUCUGACAAUGGCAGUGAGUUCACCGCUCACGUCAUCACUGAACUGAAGAUUUGCGGCUAUCCCUCAAGAUUUGUACAUAUAGGCCGUGCCAUGCACUCACAGAGCCAGGAAUCAGUGGAGAGCUAG